Eimeria maxima is the source of this 756-nucleotide messenger RNA. RefSeq lists its product as hypothetical. The transcript is spliced from 7 exons. NCBI's taxonomy places the organism in Eukaryota, Apicomplexa, Conoidasida, Eucoccidiorida, Eimeriidae. Bases 1 to 756 code for a protein of 251 amino acids. The record is from RefSeq and is a predicted model, not a curated record.
AUGAAGCUCCACAGUUUCCGCGCUCUGCGCAUCAGCGCACUGACUGGAUCGCCCAUUGGCUAUGAGGUAUUGAUUAGGCCUGCAGAGGCAUCAGCAGUUAGUACUGCUGCUGCAACUGCAGCAGCAGCAGCAGCAAUAGAUGGUGCAGCAGCACAGGAGGCCUGCGCGGAGGCAGCAGAAGCAGCAGCAACAGCAGCAGAAGAAGGACGAGCCCUAUUUGUAUGCAAUGCCCCCUUGCUGCUGCAGCAGCAGCAACUGCAGCAAGCAUUUGCUGCCUUUGGUCCUGUUGAGGCCCUCUAUGAUAAAUUAACACAACAAAAAAUAUCCAAAAAAUCCGUGGCUAGUGUCCGUCUGGUGCAUAUUAUCUAUGAGGAAGCAGCAGCAGCAGCACGCGCAUUAGCUGCUGCUGUUCCCCUUGAAUGGGGGCCCCCUAAGGUUGGGGCAAAGGGGGCCCCUAAAAAGGGGGCCCCUAAGGAAGGACAAGUUGACGCAUUUAUGCAAUCUUAUGACCUAGGGAAGGAUUUAAGAAAACAACAAAGAAAUAAACAAAUUGUUGAUGAGGAUGGAUUCAUUCUUGUACAAGGGCCUAAGAAUAGUGCUGGAGAAGGAGAAACAAUAAAGGGUUUUCGUCGUGCAGAGACGACACAUUUGUUGCAUGCAGGAGAAGAGAAGGAAGAAGACGCUGCUGCACGAGCGCAAAAGGCACUGCAAACUUUGGCGGAGCAAGUCAAGAAGAAGGCCUUCCGCCUCACUUAA